AUGGCAGGGGCCUCUGUGAAGGUGGCGGUGCGUGUCCGCCCCUUCAACUCAAGGGAGAUCGGAAAAGAUAGCAAAUGCAUCAUUCAGAUGUCUGGAAACACCACCACCAUCACCAACCCCAAGCAGGCCAAAGACAACAAGAGCUUCAACUUUGAUUACUCCUACUGGUCCCACACCUCGCCAGAGGACAUCAAUUAUGCCUCUCAGGUGCAAGUAUACAAAGACAUCGGAGAGGAAAUGUUGCUGCACGCUUUCGAGGGAUACAACGUCUGCAUCUUUGCUUACGGCCAGACGGGGUCUGGCAAGUCCUACACCAUGAUGGGGAAGCAGGAUGUCAAGGAUCAACAAGGGAUCAUCCCUCUGCUGUGUGAAGAUCUUUUCACUAAGUUUAAUGACAAUGCAGACAACAGCAUGUCUUAUUCUGUGGAGGUAAGCUACAUGGAAAUCUACUGUGAACGGGUGCGGGAUUUACUGAACCCCAAGAACAAAGGGAACCUGCGCGUUCGAGAGCAUCCUCUGAUGGGACCUUAUGUGGAGGACCUGUCCAAGCUGGCUGUUACCUCCUACAACGACAUCCAGGACCUGAUGGACUCCGGCAACAAGGCCAGGACUGUGGCCGCCACGAACAUGAACGAGACAAGCAGUCGCUCUCAUGCCGUCUUCAACAUCAUAUUCACUCAGAAACGCCAAGAUGCAGACACCGAUAACACCUCUGAGAAGGUCGACAAGAUAAGUUUGGUGGAUUUGGCUGGCAGUGAGAGGGCAGACUCUACUGGAGCCAAAGGGACCAGACUUAAGGAAGGAGCAAAUAUCAACAAAUCUCUAACUACACUGGGGAAAGUCAUCUCUGCUUUGGCAGAAGUGGACUCUGGGUCAAAUAAGAAUAAAAAGAAGAAGAAGGUGGAAAACCACAUCCCCUACAGGGACUCGGUUUUGACCUGGUUACUGAGAGAAAAUCUGGGGGGGAACUCUCGUACGGCGAUGGUAGCUGCCCUGAGUCCAGCUGACAUCAACUAUGACGAGACCCUCAGCACACUCAGGUAUGCAGACCGCGCUAAACAGAUCCGCUGCAACGCGGUGAUCAAUGAGGAUCCCAACAACCGAUUGGUGCGGGAGCUGAAAGAGGAGGUGUCCCGUCUGAAAGACCUCCUCUACGCCCAGGGCCUGGGUGACAUCAUUGACAUGACACAUGCCAUGACGGGGAUGAGUCCCUCUCCGUCUCUCUCAGCCUUGUCCAGCCGUGCCGGAUCAAUCGCCAGUCUUCAUGACCGCAUCAUGUUCAGCCCGGGCAGCGAAGAGGCCAUCGAGAGGCUGAAGGAAACAGAGAAAAUCAUUGCUGAACUCAAUGAGACUUGGGAAGAGAAACUUCGCCGAACGGAAGCCAUUAGAAUGGAAAGAGAGGCCUUGCUGGCAGAAAUGGGUGUAGCAAUGCGAGAAGAUGGCGGCACAGUUGGCGUGUUCUCUCCCAAAGAGACACCCCAUCUGGUGAAUCUUAACGAGGAUCCUCUGAUGUCCGAGUGCCUCCUGUACUACAUUAAAGACGGGAUCACCAGGGUCGGUCGUGUAGACGCCAGCAGUCGUCAGGAUAUAGUCCUCAGCGGCCACUUCAUCAAGGAUGAGCACUGCACCUUCACCAGUUCUACUGGUCCAACAAAAGAAAUAGUUGUCCUGGAGCCGUGUGAAGGAGCUGAGACUUACGUCAACGGAAAGAGAGUGACCGAGCCCACUGUCCUCAAAUCAGGAAAUCGCAUCAUCUUGGGGAAGAGCCAUGUGUUUCGGUUCAACCACCCUGUGCAGGCCAGGGCAGAGAGGGAGAGGACGCCAUGUGCAGAGACCCCUGCUGAGCCCAUGGACUGGGCCUACGCCCAAAGGGAGCUGCUGGACAAACAAGGCAUUGACAUGAAACAGGAAAUGGAACAGAGACUGCAGGAGUUGGAGGAGCAGUAUCGCAAAGAAAGAGAGGAAGCCAACAACCUUCUGGAGCAGCAAAGACUGGAUUAUGAGAGCAAGCUGGAGGCUCUUCAGAGGCAAGUGGACAGUUACUACCCAGAAACCCUUGAAGAAGAGGACGAGCCAGAGGAGGAAGUGCAAUGGACAGAGAGGGAAAGAGAGCUGGCUGUGUGGAGCUUUCGUAAGUGGCGGUGCUACCAGUUCACCUCUCUCCGUGACCUGUUAUGGGGCAAUGCCAUCUUCCUUAAGGAGGCCAAUGCCAUCAGCGUGGAGCUCAAGAAGAAGGUCCAGUUCCAGUUUGUGCUGCUCACAGACACACUCUACUCCCCGCUUCCUCCAGACCUGUUGCCUCCAGAGGCGACCGAGGAGAGAGAGAAGCGACAAUUCCCACGCACCAUCGUGGCAGUGGAGGUGCAGGAUCAGAAAAACGGAGCCACCCACUAUUGGACAUUAGAAAAACUAAGGCAGAGGCUGGAUCUCAUGAGAGAGAUGUACGAUCGUGCUGCUGAUGUGCCCAACAAUACCGCUGAUGACGGUGAAAAUGUGAUGACCGGAGGGGACCCGUUUUAUGACCGCUUCCCUUGGUUCCGUCUGGUUGGCAGAAACCCCAUUUUCAACACAUGCAUGAGCGAGCGCAUGAGUGACCCCACCCCAUCCCCGACCCUCUCCACCUCUGAAAUUACUGAGCUGGCUGACCCGCAGCGGGAGGGUCGAGGGGAGGAGGAGGAGUUUGAGGAGUUGGAGGACCUGGACGAUGAUAUCUUUUUGGACGACCCGUGCUCGGAGCUCGGGGGAGAGGAUGAUGAUGAUGAUGAUGAUGAUGAUGAUGAUGAUGAUGAUGAUGAUGAUGAGGGAGAGCUCUGCCGAGGCUCCGGCGAAGGCCAGGAUCCCUUUUACGACCGCUCACCAUUAUUCAGUGUAGUGGGAAGGGCUUUUGUUUAUCUGAGUAACCUGCUGUACCCGGUGCCUCUCGUCCACCGCGUGGCCAUCGUCAGCGAGAGGGGUGAAGUGAAGGGCUUCCUCCGUGUGGCGGUGCAGGCCAUAUCAGCUGACGAGGAAGCUCCAGACUACGGCUCAGGAGUGAGGCAGUCAGGCACCGCCAAAAUCUCGUUUGGGGAUCAGCAAUAUGAAAAGUUCCAGUCCGAGUCCUGCUCUGUAGGACUGUCCCGCACAGGGGUUUCACAGGAGGAGCUUCGUAUUGUGGAGGGGGAGGGGCAGAAUGCAGAACUGGGACCCUCAGCUGAUGAGGUCAACAAUAACACAUGUGCGGCUGGUGCAGAUGAGCUGGAGAGUCCGCUGAAGAGUCUUGACGGCUCACUUGACACAACUCUGGAGCACCUGAGGAUCGGCAGUGUCUUUACCUUCAGGGUGACCGUCCUGCAAGCCUCCAGCAUCUCUGCAGAAUAUGCCGACAUCUUCUGCCAGUUCAAUUUCAUCCACCGCCACGAUGAGGCCUUCUCCACUGAACCCCUCAAAAACACCGGCCGGCCCCCGCUUGGCUUCUACCAUGUGCAGAAUAUUGCUGUUGAAGUGACCAAAUCCUUUGUUGACUACAUCAAGACUCAGCCGAUUGUGUUUGAGGUGUUUGGACACUACCAGAAACAGCCUUUUCUUCCACUCUGUAAAGACGUCAUCAGUCCACUACGUCCCUGCAGAAGACAGUUCCCACGAGUGAUGCCUCUGUCCAAACCAGUACCUGCCACCAAGCUGACAGCUAUGACCCGCCCGCAGGCAGGACCCUGCCACUGCAAAUGUGAUCUCAUGGUGUUCUUUGAGAUCUGCGAGCUGGAGGCCACUGGAGACUACAUCCCUGCAGUGGUGGACCACAGAGGAGGAAUGCCUUGUCAUGGCACAUUCCUACUGCACCAGGGCCUCCAGAGGAGAAUCACUGUGACUAUUGUACACGAGUCAGGAGGUGACGUGGAAUGGAAGGAUAUCCGUGAGCUUGUUGUGGGUCGUCUCCGCAACACCCCUGAAGCUGAUGAGACCAUCAUUGACCCUAACAUUCUCUCUCUCAACAUCUUGUCUGCUGGUUACGUCAGACCCAUGCAGGAUGACCGACAGUUUCUUGAUUCGGACAUGCCUAGGACUUUCUACCGCUUCGAGGCCGCCUGGGAUAGCUCCAUGCACAACUCGCUGCUACUAAACCGAGUCACUCCAUACGGGGAGAAGAUCUACAUGACCCUCUCUGCCUACUUGGAGAUGGAGAACUGCACCCAGCCCGCAAUCAUAACCAAAGAUAUCUGCAUGGUGUUUUACUCUCGAGACACAAAGCUCUCGGCCUCACGCUCCAUCCGGAACCUUUUUGGCACUGGAAGCCUGAGAGCAGCAGAUGGAAACCGUGUAACUGGAGUUUAUGAGGUCAGCCUUUGUAACCUUGCAGAUGCAGGAAGCCCAGGUAUGCAGAGGAGACGCAGGCGAGUGCUGGACACCUCAGUGGCCUAUGUCCGUGGGGAGGAGAACCUGGCUGGGUGGAGGCCCCGUAGCGACAGCCUCAUUCUGGACCAUCAAUGGGAGCUGGAGAAACUCAGCCUCCUCCAAGAUGUGGAGAAGACCAAACAUUACCUUCUCCUGAGGGAGAAACUGGAGUCCACCAUGCUUAUGGGCCAGGAGUCCCUGCAGUCCUGCGUCACUGAGGAGCUGAGCGAGUCUCCUCAGCCCCCCGAGGUCGACCGGGAGGUCAGCUCCAGCUCUGAAAUCACCACUGAGAGGCAGAGGGAGCUGGCUGCCAAGUGUUUGCGUCUGCUCACUCACUCCUUCAACCGAGAAUACAGCCAUGUGUGCGUCAGCGCCAGUGAAAGCAAGAUCUCAGAGAUGUCCGUCACAAUGCUAAGAGACUCUGCUUCAAUCUCUGCUCUCAACACAAUCACACCCUCUUCAACAUGCCCUUCGCUGGUUGAGGGUUGCUAUGGCGAUGCUGAACUCAGGUCAACCCCGAUGCCCCGCUCUCGUGCCGUCAGCCCCAGUCCAGACACACAUCAGGACGCAGACGCCAAGAAGUCCAUCAACGGAGCCUCUGAAACCAAACCAAGGAUCCGCAGAUUUUUCCCUGACAUCCAGGAGAUUAGAGUCAGCCCCAUUGUGUCAAAGAAGGGUUACUUGCAUUUCUUGGAGCCACACACCAACGGAUGGGUGAAGCGCUUUGUCGUCGUGCGGCGGCCGUACGUCUACAUCUACAACACGGAGAGAGACUCUGUGGAGCGGGCUAUCCUCAACCUCUCCUCUGCACAGGUGGAGUACAGUGAGGACCAGCAGGCAAUGCUGAAGACCCCGUACACAUUUGCCGUGUGUACAGAACAUCGUGGAAUUUUGCUCCAAGCCACUAAUGACAAAGAGAUGCAUGACUGGUUGUAUGCGUUUAAUCCCCUUCUUGCUGGAACUAUCAGGUCAAAGCUGUCGAGAAGACGAGCCGGACAGAUGAGGAUGUGAAACAACACUCAAAUCUAAUGAGAGAAGGAUGAAGGCAGAGACU
Anoplopoma fimbria (sablefish) is the source of this 5422-nucleotide messenger RNA. RefSeq names its product kinesin family member 1Aa (gene kif1aa). Gene Ontology annotation, biological process: microtubule-based movement. NCBI's taxonomy places the organism in Eukaryota, Metazoa, Chordata, Actinopteri, Perciformes, Anoplopomatidae. Gene Ontology annotation, molecular function: ATP binding; microtubule binding; microtubule motor activity. The record is from RefSeq and is a predicted model, not a curated record.